Menidia menidia (Atlantic silverside) is the source of this 985-nucleotide messenger RNA. The record is from the annotation of a GenBank genome assembly. NCBI's taxonomy places the organism in Eukaryota, Metazoa, Chordata, Actinopteri, Atheriniformes, Atherinopsidae.
CAGGCAAAGAAAAGUAAGACACACACAGAGAAGUGCUGUGUGUGUGUCUCUGGCUGAAAAACACCAGAGAAGAAGACAACAGCAAAGCUGGAAACGGAGGAAAAGAGAAGAGGAGAGAAAGAUUCCCUUUUAGAGAGCAGAGCAUUUUCUCUUCAUGCACUUUUUUUUACACCUGUCCUGAGGUCACAGAGUGGCUGUCGUCAGUUUUUAGACAGAGAUCCUCCGUCCCUAACCUCUGACGGCGGGCCAGAGCUGCCCUCCUCUGAGUGACGCUCUGCAGCCACCAACAAACAAGAGGCUCAGCAGGCGACUCGUCUCACGUCUGCUCCUCAUCUGCUGGAUUAGUCAUUUCUGACACUGUCUGAACGAGGCUGAGCGGGAAAACAGCAGCACCUCUCACAGGAUGGACGCCAGAGAGGAGGCGCUGGGCCUCCUGAACUCGAUAUGGCGACAGGCUCUGCCCAGCGCCCACCCCGUGGAGCUGGGAGCCUUCUUCAUCAUCUUCAUCUUCAUGGACACGGAGAAAGAGGCGCUGACGGGCUGCCCAACAGGCCGGCCGGAACUGCCAGGCUUUCAGGAUGGUCAGCAUUCCUGGGAGCAUCCCUGCCCUCUGCAGAGCAGCAACAGCACCUGUGGCCUGAGGAGGAGGCAGCGUCCAGCCUGGCUGCCUCUUAGACACAACCUUCAGGAUCAGACACAGCUAACCCACAGCGUGCCAUGGAAGAAGGAUGAGGGCCACGAUGAGCCCGUAGAGCCCCAGCACCUCGGCGAAGAUCAGGAUCAGGAUCAUGCCCACGAAGAGCCGGGGCUGCUGGGCGGUGCCUCUCACGCCGGCGUCGCCCACGAUGCCGAUGGCGAACCCGGCGGCCAGCCCGCUCAGGCCCACACUCAGACCGGCCCCCAGACCAUGGCCGCGGAGGCUCCCAUCACAGCGAAGAAAGGCGAGUACUCGGGGCUCUCCUCAGAGGACAUUCUCGCGCUUCUC